AUCAUCAUCUCACAUUCUUCCCUUUUCUCUUGAACAAUAUCAGUUCAGAAAAUGGCUUCUAAAUUUUCAUCAGUAAUGCUUCUGCUUUGCAUAGUAAUGAGCAUUCAAUUAUUAGCAGCCUCAGCUGGUAACUUCUACAGAGAUGCUGUCAUUACGUGGGGCGAAGGACGAGGUAAAAUACAAGAAGGUGGCAGAGGUCUUGCCCUCACUCUUGAUAAAUUAUCAGGCUCUGGUUUUCAGUCCAAGAAUGAGUAUUUAUUCGGAAGAUUUGACAUGCAACUCAAGCUUGUCCCUGGAAAUUCUGCUGGCACUGUCACCACUUUCUUUUUAUCUUCGCAAGGAGAAGGACAUGAUGAGAUUGAUUUUGAGUUCUUGGGCAAUGUUUCUGGCCAGCCUUACACUGUCCAUACCAAUGUCUAUACACAAGGAAAAGGAAACAAAGAACAACAAUUCCACCUUUGGUUCGAUCCAACUGCUGCAUUUCACACUUACACCAUUGUCUGGAACCCUCACCGCAUAGUGUUCUUAGUGGAUAACAGCCCCAUUAGAGUAUACAACAACCAUGAAAACAUUGGCAUUCCAUUCCCAAAGAGCCAAGCAAUGAGAGUAUACUGCAGCUUGUGGAAUGCAGAUGAGUGGGCUACACAAGGAGGCAGAGUCAAAACAGAUUGGUCACUUGCUCCUUUCACUGCUUACUACAGAAACAUCAAUAUUGAUGGUUGUGCAGUGUUAUCCGGUACCUCGUCGUGUAAAUCAAGCAAUUCAGCAAACAAUGUUAAGCCAUGGCAAACUCAUGAACUUGAUGGUAAGGGAAGGAAUAGGCUAAGAUGGGUACAAAGCAGACACAUGGUUUACAACUAUUGUGCUGAUUCUAAGAGGUUUCCUCAAGGUUUUUCUGAAGAGUGCAAGCGUUCAAGGUUUUAGAAGAUGGGUUCACUUGAUCUACUUCCUAAUGUUCAAUGCAUAUUCCAUUGGUUUUUGGGAUUGGUUGUUUGCCUGUGAGAUGAGAGUAUGAAAUUCUUUAUUCUUUGUACCAAUAAAAGUUCUGUUUGUUACUCAUUUCGUUGUGUAUUCAAGUUUCUUUUUGUAAUGAAAUGUGUAUUGUUACUUUCUUUCUUUAUAAAAUAAUGUUAUAUCAUGGUGGAA
Molecule: messenger RNA, 1146 nt
Organism: Nicotiana attenuata
Lineage: Eukaryota; Viridiplantae; Streptophyta; Magnoliopsida; Solanales; Solanaceae
Product: xyloglucan endotransglucosylase/hydrolase 2-like
Exons: 3
Coding region: 52-924 (290 amino acids)
Biological process (GO): cell wall biogenesis; xyloglucan metabolic process
Cellular component (GO): cell wall; apoplast
Molecular function (GO): xyloglucan:xyloglucosyl transferase activity; hydrolase activity, hydrolyzing O-glycosyl compounds
Source: RefSeq, a predicted model, not a curated record